CCCUGCUUGUGCUCUCUCCCUCUCUCUGUCGAAUAAAUAAAUAAAUCUUUAAAAAAAAAAGUAAGAUACUCUAAGGAAUAAAAUAUGGGGUGUUACCCAGAAUGAAGAAAAAGGGCUUUGAAUCUGCAUUGACCAUUCAAACUACAGAAAACAUGUAAAAGGCAAUCACAUUGUUUUACAAGAUACCUUCCUUGUCCACUCAUCUGAUUUCUUUUUUCCCUUUCCAGGUGUGUUGAGCAAACGUACUUGAGAAGAUAAUGGUUAAUUUCCAAAUUUAUGGAGUCUCUAAUAUUUAUUCGUUUUACUAAUUUAGAAGUAAAAAAAAAAAAACCACAUACUUUUGGGAGGGCAAGUGUUUGGCAAUAAUAUUGCUUGAUAAUUGGAUAUUUAAGGCUGUGAAACCAGUCAAAAAGAGAACUUUGGGUUUCGGAGGGGAAUGUUGGCCUUCAAACCCAUCGAUUUGUCUUUCUUGUCAUUUUACUUAUCAUUUGGCAGUUUUAUUCCUGUUGGUAACUAUCUAUAACAGAGGAUGCCAAUUGGUGCCCCAAGAACUGAAUUCAGCUUACCAGAAUGGCUUUCUUUGGCUAGCACAGUAGUCUCAUCCUAAGUCAAACCCAUCUCAUCCUAAGUGAAACCCAUCUGAAGUGAAUCUGCAUAGCCCAAGAUGAACAGUGAAUAUGUAAUACAGUGAGGGACCCCCUUUGUUUUCCUGCAAGACACCUAUAUCUUGAACCAGGCAAUGGCAGCCACUUUUAGGAUGGAUGCUCUCUGAUUUGUCAUAUCUGGGAGCUUCACUUUCUGGUUCCUGAAGGCAUUGGAGUGUGAGACCCUUAAACUACAGCCUCUUUGUUAUCUAAAGAGAAAAGAAAAAAAUACUAUUAGCUGAUAGAUUACGAUCGUGGGCCACGACCAUUGACGUUUCAUUAUGUUACUUUUGGCAUUGUUCUUCAGCUCCCAUACGAAAUAUGGAGGCAAUGCAAAUUUCUGUCCAGUGCUCCUUUGUUUAGGUGGAAUGAAUAUUUCUGGAUACCAAUUAGCUUGUUUCCUACCUUCUUUCAUCAUUGCUAUCACCCACAGACAGUGUUGGUUAUAUGUUCCUCGGUGCUAAAUUAAAGAUCCUUUUUUAUUGAUGUCUAAGCUUUCUUAGGAUGUCAACCUCCGCUUAAGAUACCCAAUGGAAAUCAUACUGGUGGAGAUAUAGCUCGAUUCUCUCCUGGAAUGUCAGUCCUGUACAGCUGUGACCAAGGCUACCUGCUUGUGGGAGAGGCACUCCUUCUUUGCACACAUGAGGGAACCUGGAGCCAAUCUGCCCCUUAUUGUAAAGAGGUAAACUGUAGCUCCCCAGAGUAUAUGAAUGGAAUCCAGAAGGGUCUGGAGCCUGGGAAAAUGUAUCAGUAUGGUGCAGUCGUCACUUUGGAGUGUGAAGAGGGGUAUACCCUGGAAGGCAGUCCCCAGAGCCAGUGUCAGGACGAUCAGGGAUGGAACCCACCCCUGGCUGUCUGCAAAUCACCAGCCUCACUUGCUCCUCUUCUUAGUGGUCUUUCUGCAGGUUCUGUACUUCUUGUAUUCUUGAUUGGUGUCACCUUAUGCACAAUAUUAAAACACAGAGAACGCAAUUAUUAUACAAAUCAAAUCCCUAAAGAAGGAGAUCUUCAUUUAGAAACACGGGAAGUAUAUUCUAUUGACCCAUACAACCCAGCAAGCUAAUCAGAAGACAAACUGCGUGCCUUCUUAUUUGGAACAUUGGUUGGGAAGAAACCAUUUUCAUCUCAGCAAGUCUAGGCGUAUGACCUCAGCAUCAGUGAAAUGACUUCAUAAGCUAUAAUUUUCCAUAUGUAGUUAUUCUCAAGCAGAAUGAAGAAAGUUCACUUGACAGUAAAGAUGGGAGCCCAGUUUUACUGCCACAUGCUCUUCAAGGACUUUCUGAAGCCUCACCCACAAUAUGCCUGACAUCUGGCUAUAGCUAUAAACCCUUAACUCCAAAAGUAACACCAUUUUAAGGAAGGCGCUAGAAAGAGCUGUCCUCCUAUCGCCACUCUUCUUAUGCAAUCAGUAUACUUACUGUUAUCACACACUUCUGGUUGUAGUGUGGUUUUAAUUAUUUAAGCCAAGUAGAGAAUAUUUCAUGUUAUGAAAUACUUCCGUUGAGAAGUCUAAUUUUAUUUUAAUCAUAGCAUCUUGUUCUCAUAUGGCUGAAUAUGUCUCUUUCAUUUCCACUUGGUUUGAUGGGGUUUUUUUCCCUCACAAUAUAUACUUUGCCUUUUCCCUAAUCAGUAAUUAUAAUUUGCACAAUUUUUUUUUUCCAUUAUGAGAGUCAAGUUUUAAUUGUACAGUUUUGGUGUACAGAUGCAGGCUUUGGAGAUUUCUUUGGCAGUUCUAUCAGGGCUUUGGUUCCUUUAAAAAUCUGUAUAGCAGGGGCACCUGGGUGGUUCAGUGGGCUAAAG
Lutra lutra (Eurasian river otter) is the source of this 2444-nucleotide messenger RNA. Its product is annotated as complement receptor type 2-like. The record is from RefSeq and is a predicted model, not a curated record. Lineage: Eukaryota; Metazoa; Chordata; Mammalia; Carnivora; Mustelidae. The coding region runs from base 1219 to 1707 and encodes 162 amino acids. The transcript has 6 exons.